Thunnus maccoyii (southern bluefin tuna) is the source of this 2750-nucleotide messenger RNA. RefSeq names its product glycosyltransferase 8 domain containing 1 (gene glt8d1). Gene Ontology annotation, molecular function: glycosyltransferase activity. Gene Ontology annotation, cellular component: Golgi apparatus. NCBI's taxonomy places the organism in Eukaryota, Metazoa, Chordata, Actinopteri, Scombriformes, Scombridae. The record is from RefSeq and is a predicted model, not a curated record. The coding region runs from base 489 to 1589 and encodes 366 amino acids. The transcript is spliced from 9 exons.
AUUACAGUUUACCGAUAAAAUUCUGUGUGUAGUAAAAUUGUGUGUCCAGUCAUUGAAACGUGCACGUAUGCUGCAAUAUAGCUUACAAUUAGAUUUUUUGCAUCGAGAAAACAGCACGCUAAUGUUAAGGUAGAAUCAGGCAUACAUUGGACAGCUAUUACUACGUGCAAUUGUGGAAACGGAUAAACUUAAUGUUGAGUUGGCAAUUUGGCUUUAACGUGAAUUUGCCUCCCAUCUUAUCUCUCUUAGAGCUGACUGUAACUGCAUUUUAUACUUUUCAAUUAGCAUAUGUAUGCACAGUUAACAGACACUAAUAUCGGUGUGUGUCUGCGGUCGCCACGCAGCGGUGCGGUUAACCUCAGUGCUCAUUAGCCAGCCAGCUAACGUAAUACAUCUCGGGCUGCUCACAGGUCAACUUUCAGCUUUUUACCAGUUUUAUUUGUUUGAUAUUAAGUAAACGUGCUGGAGGGUCGGAUGAGGCCGUUGUCAUGACGCUGAGGAGAGUAAACGUGGUCAUCCUUGUGCUCCUGGCUUUGGCCUUCCUCAUCAUAGUUCAACGAAAUCUCCUCAACCUCAGUGAUUUUCUACACAAAGAAAACAUAGAUGCUGGGGUGAUUCUUCCUUUUGAGUCCGAGUUGUCUCCUGACCUCAGACUCGAGUCAGCGAGGACGGGCGAGGAGAUCCCUGUUCUCAUCACUGCUGCUGAGGAGAGACUUGGAGCUGUGGUUGCUGCCAUGAACAGUGUCUACCAGAACAGUAAAGCCAAUGUUGUCUUCACCAUAGUGACCCUGAACGACACAGUGGAUCACCUCAAUGUGUGGCUGAGCAAGACAACUCUAAAAAAUAUCAAAUAUAAGAUAGUUAUUUUCAAGCCUGAGCUCCUCAGUGGGAAGAUAUCUAAAGAUCCUCAGACGCUGGAAAAACCGCUGACGUUUGCCAGGUAUUAUCUGCCUUUAUACAUACCCGAGGCAGAGAAAGCCAUCUAUUUGGAUGAUGAUAUCAUUGUACAAGCGGAUAUUCAAGAGCUUUAUGACACCAACCUUAAACUUGGACACGCUGCUGCCUUCUCUGAUGACUGUGAUUCAGCGUCUGCUAAGGGCAUCGUUCGAGGGGCUGGAAAUCAGAAUAACUAUUUAGGUUUCCUGGACUUCAAGAAGGACGCUAUCAAAAAGCUGGGGAUGAGGGCCAACACGUGCUCCUUCAACCCCGGGGUCAUCAUCGCCAACCUGACUGAGUGGAAGAACCAGAACAUCACCGGGCAGCUGAAGCACUGGAUGGAGCUGAACACACAGAAGGAUCUGUACAGUAAGACACUGGCAGAGAGUGUCACCACUCCCCCGCUCCUUAUUGUUUUCUACAAACGUCACUCCACCAUUGACCCCAUGUGGCACAUCAGGCACCUUGGCCUGACAGGUGCUGGCAACCGCUACUCACCACAGUUUGUGAAAGCUGCCAAACUCCUCCACUGGAAUGGACACUAUAAGCCUUGGGGGAGAACCUCCUCCUUUACUGAUGUGUGGGACAAGUGGUACAUUCCAGACCCGACGGGAAAAUUUCAUCCCAUGCGAAAACACGCAGGGGACAACUAGACUGGACUUUUUUUUUUUCUUUUCUUUUCGUUUUUUCAUUCAACCAGCCAAGCCAGCCUUAUCCAGGCAGGACCACGCCUCGUGAUAUCUCAGGAACAAACUCAAAUAUGAAGAGAGGCCCUGUAUUUGAUUCUGUCAUCCUCAGAAAAUGUAGACGUGUGUACUCUGUGUCCCUUGAAAACAUAAAUUUCAUCCCUUUUUUUUUUUCUAUACCCAGAGGAUUAUAUUGUUACUUGGAGUGCACAUAUUUUCCACAGCUGCUAAGUCCAGAAACUCAGUGCCCUUGAGAUUGCUUUUGACUGUUUCACUAAAAAAAAAGUGUUUUCCAGUAUAUGAUCAGAAUGGUGUUCCACCCUCAACAUCACCUUGAUAGAAACUGAUGCAUCAACCUUAGUCAGCAGUAACAAUACCUUGUGACAAUGUGCCAAAACCACCAUGUACAUAACCAGCUUAAGCCAUCACUGUUCAAGUAAUCAAUGAGUGUCAUUUUGGUGUGUUUAUAUGCAGCUUAAUAAUGAGUAACUUGCUUUACUUGCAAACUGAAGGAUUUUAUACAGUUACCUCGGCUAUAAUGGUGCAGUAGUCAGCCCGAGUUAAUAAGUGACUUGAACAUAUUCCCCUCAGUUAUUAAUUGUAAUCAUAUUAGCCAUGCACAUGCCUGAUCUUAUUACCUCAAUUCAAUACUUCCUGUGGAAAAGUGAUAAAUUUUAUCAUACUUAAUUGCACAUUUUGACAGCUUCUAACAGUGAUCUGUGCUUGUCUCAGCAAGCGAGACAUCAGUUAGUUAGAAAAUGCAGUUCAAGUCCUUUUUCCUACAUAAAUCCACUACAGUACAACACCAGUUAAUUGCAGCAAAGUUAAUGGUGCAGUAGCUUUUCGAUUUGCCCCAGCUAUCCAUUUAUUAUGCCAUAAGUGAACACUAAUUCAGUAUUGUACUGCCUCUUUUGCUGAACUGUUACAGUGUGGUUUUUAAUGACAUUAUAUGCAGACCACUAAGCAAGCUGCAGCUCUGCAGAAAUUGGAGAACAUAAUGUUUGCACAAAGUGUUUUAUCCCAUCAUUGUCAGGAUUUUUAUACUUUUUCAAAUGCAUUCACCUUGCUGGUGUAAAUAUUUGUCAUCUUUUGUAUAGUAAAGGAAAUAAAUCCUACAUUUUUAUCAUU